Fopius arisanus is the source of this 350-nucleotide messenger RNA. RefSeq lists its product as uncharacterized. The transcript has 2 exons. The record is from RefSeq and is a predicted model, not a curated record. NCBI's taxonomy places the organism in Eukaryota, Metazoa, Arthropoda, Insecta, Hymenoptera, Braconidae. Bases 16 to 330 code for a protein of 104 amino acids.
CUUCGUCUUCAUCAAAUGAAACUUGGGGAUUCGUCAUGGAUCAUAAUCAUCAUCUAUCUUCGGUGGAAGAACGUCCUCUUCGUGUGGAAAGUCGAUGCCCUUGGAGAGGAGACAACUGGUGUACCUGGAAGCUAUCAGUCAUAUUAUGAAUCCUCGAGUACCUGUUGCCAACCACCUGUUGAACAUUUUCACUCAAUCCACGGGUUACCGUUGCAGGAUUGGUCAAUGGAAAUCGUUGAAACAAUGAGAUCGAUAAUCACCAGUGGACAAAAGGAGGAUUGGGCUCACCUGGAGGUGUUCACCCGCAUGAAGAGGUGCGGGUGUCGAUAGACAGCAUUCGAAGAUGAUGA